CUCUCUGUAGCGGAAGUGGCUCGCCGGAGAGUUUCGGCUGGCUGACAGCAGAGGGAGAGAGAGAGAGAAAGGGAAAUGGCGCCUCGGCACUCCACUAGCUGAGACACAGUCAGAACGAAAGCAACUGGCAAGAGCUACAGGACAGGAUCUGUCUAUCAGCGGGGACAGACAGCAAUCAUGGUGAACACCAGAAAGAGCUCGGAGCACAAGCCCAUCGGUCCCUUUAUCUCGGGCCGGACGAGGUCGUCUCAGAGGAACAACCCAAACUUGGACGAGCACAACAGCCGUGUAAGGAAGAGAGAGACACCGGCAGCCUAUUCUCUCCGCCAGCCGGUUAGCGAGCUGCUCACUCUGGCCUUUUGGAGAUGGAUGGAUGGAUGUCGAAUGAGUCUGAGGGGUGAUUCCACAUCAGAUGGGGACCACGGUCGCAUGAACGGUCAUGUUGAGCUCAAGAGAAGCCGUCGUGUCAGGAAGUCCCAGUUCGAACACCUCAAUCAGAGUUUACUUUUUGACCAACUUGUCAACAGUACGGCAGAAGCAGUUCUUCAAGAGAUGGACAACAUCAGCAGCAUACGGCAGAAUCGGGAAGUGGAGCGCCUCCGCAUGUGGACGGACACUGAACUGGAAAACAUGGACAUGUAUUCCCGCGUGAAGAGGAGGAAAUCUUUGCGUAGGAACACGUAUGGAAUGCAGGCGCAUCACAAAGUCAUGAGCAAAUCAAAAGACCCAGAAGAGGAAGAAGGAACUGAUGAGUCACAUGAGGAGGGAGAGGAGGAUGAGGAUGUGGAGGCUGAUGAUGAUGAAGAUGAUGAAGGAGAUGAGGCAGAAGAGGCUGGAGAGGAGAAUGACAGACCGUAUAACCUCAGGCAGCGUAAAACUGUGCAGCGAUAUGAAGCACCCCCAAUAGAGCCAGUGAACAGGAAGCAAAGCAAGGGCUCUCUGUUCGAAACACACAGAUCUCCUGCAAGAAGAAGCCAUAUUAGAAUAAAGAAACAUGCCAUUCACAGUAGUGAAUCAACAUCAUCGUCUGAUGAAGAGCGCUUUGAGAGGCGGAAAAGCAAAAGCAUGAGCCGAGCUCGUAACAGGUGUCUACCCAUGAACCUGCGGGCAGAAGAUCUGACCAGCGGUGUGCUUCGAGACCGAGUAAAAGUGGGUGCCAGUUUGGCAGAUGUGGAUCCCAUGAAUCUAGACUCUUCUGUGAAGUUUGACAGUGUAGGCGGUCUCACCCAUCACAUCCAGUCUUUAAAGGAGAUGGUUGUCUUUCCUCUACUAUAUCCAGAAGUGUUUGCGAAGUUUAAGAUCCAGCCCCCAAGAGGAUGUCUGUUCUAUGGGCCUCCAGGAACUGGGAAGACGCUGGUGGCACGGGCUUUGGCCAAUGAAUGCAGUCAGGGUGACAGGAAGGUGUCUUUUUUCAUGCGCAAAGGAGCCGACUGCCUUAGCAAAUGGGUGGGAGAGUCUGAACGACAGCUCCGCCUACUUUUUGACCAGGUGACCCUCAUGAGACCCUCCAUCAUCUUUUUCGAUGAGAUUGAUGGCCUCGCUCCUGUUCGCUCCAGCAGGCAGGAUCAAAUUCACAGCUCCAUAGUGUCUACAUUACUGGCAUUGAUGGAUGGUUUGGACAGCCGGGGGGAGAUAGUGGUCAUCGGUGCUACAAAUAGACUCGACUCUAUCGACCCCGCACUCAGGAGGCCCGGACGCUUUGACCGGGAGUUUCUGUUCAACCUGCCAGAUAAAAAGGCUCGAAAGCACAUUCUGGAAAUCCACACCAGGGACUGGAGCCCCAAGCUUGCUGAACCCUUCAUAGAUGAGCUAGCUGAGAAAUGUGUCGGUUACUGUGGGGCCGACAUCAAAGCACUUUGCACAGAGGCUGUGCUAGCGGCUCUGCGGCGGCGCUAUCCUCAGAUCUACAGCAGCAGCCAGCGUUAUCAGUUGGACGUGGCCUCUAUCGUUUUGUGGCCACAAGACUUUGGUUGUGCUCUGCGCUCCAUAGUACCUGCGGGUCAAAGGGCCCUGGCUCCGCCCGGCCAGGCCCUUUCCUACGUGUUGAAGCCCCUGCUGGAGCCCACACUGGCCCAAACACUGGCCUGCCUGAUGCGAGUCUUCCCCCACACAGAGCUCCUGCACAGGGAACACACACACGACACUGACAAUCAUCUGUUGGUGAAAGACUCGUACAGCGAGGACGAGGAAUGUCUUGGUGCCCCUUCCAUUUAUGAAACUCAGUCAGGAUCGCCGAAGAAAGCAGCUUCCUGCACGACCCAUAAACCCUUUCUCCACUUUACCACUUCUGCCUACCAGCAGCCCACCUCUUACCGGCCACGGCUGCUGCUGACGGGACCCCAGGGCGCGGGGCAGAGCACACACCUGGCCCCUGCUGUGCUGCACCACCUGGAGAAGUUCACUGUGCACCGUCUCGACCUACCCACGCUAUACUCCGUCAGUGCCAAAACCCCAGAGGAGUCCUGCGCUCAGGUGUUUCGUGAGGCUCGGCGCUGUGUACCCAGCAUCAUCUAUAUGCCUCACAUCAGUGACUGGUGGGAAGCCAUCAGUGAGACGGUCAAGAGCAGCUUCCUCACACUCCUGCAGGAUGUACCCUCAUUCACACCGCUCCUCAUCCUCGCCACAGCAGAGACCAUCUACCAGCAACUUCCUGACGAGGUGACCAAUCUGUCCCCUGAACAUACCCCUAACCCUUUUGAAAAAGAUGCCUUGUUCUCUGGCGAGUUGAAAGGCCUAUUUAGUCUCUCGGCUCUCUUCCUCUCAGAAUCUGCAUUAGUCUCCAAGUCUUCUAUCAGCUCUGAGACAAAUCAUAAAAUCACUACCUGGCUCUUUUGUGGGCUACUUGCUCUGCUUCCCUUCAUCUCGCCUCAAGAGUUUGGACCAAAGAAGCCUGAAAGCAACCUGAGUGGAAACAGAUCUGCUAAGAGUGGACUAAGAUUGUGCGCUCUGGAGGUGCUGACCCUCGUUGAAGACCCCGGCCCUCGGCAGCUCUCACCAGAGGAGCAGUGGCGACUGGAGGAGCAGGAGGAGAACACCUUGCGCGAGCUCCGCCUCUUUCUCAGGGACAUCACAAAGCGGCUCGCCACCGACAAGCGCUUCCAGAUCUUCAGCAAACCUGUGGACAUUGAGGAGGUUUCAGACUACCUUGAGGUUAUCAAACAGCCUAUGGACCUGUCCACCAUCAUGAUGAAGAUCGACACUCACAAAUACUUGGUCGCCAAGGAUUUUCUUGUGGACAUUGACCUCAUUUGCAGCAAUGCGUUAGAGUACAAUCCAGACAAGGACCCCGGAGAUAAAAUCAUCCGCCACAGGGCCUGCAGUCUGAAGGAUACUGCGCACGCCACGAUCGCCUCUGAACUGGACCCUGAGUUUGACCGCAUGUGCGAGGAGAUCAAGGAGUCCCGCAGGAAGAGAGCCUCUCAGACCACACCGCAGCUGCAAGUCCCUCCAAGCGCCGCGGCUGCCAGGAAGCCUGUGGGAGAGGAGGUGGAGUUAAACAGUUCUCAGGGUGACGGACUGGACAAGCACUGCAGCAAUAACAUAAAGCGCAAGUUGCGGCGGCGACCGAUUUGGGGGCGGGGCAUCAUCAGGAAGAAAAAGAGCUAUAAAAAGGAGGAAGCAGAGGAAGAUGAUGAACUGGAAGAGGAGGAAGGAGCGGACAACUCUGCUGCAGCGGUGCAAGGUGACGCCUGUCUCACCCAGGAUGAGUCGUCCUGUGAUGCCAUGGAGCUCCAUCCUGACAAGCAACCACUUCAGGCCAACGGACACGUCCUCUCCACGGAGGAGGAGAAUUCCUCUGAGCCGACGGCCACUCGGGACCCUCAGGGCGAGAAAGAGCCCAUCAAGGCCCACUUGGAGGAGGCUUCCAGCAGUGAGGAGGCCGAGACGGUCCCCGCUCCUCAAGAGUGUGUGAAUGGAAAUGAAUCUAUGGACAGUGUUUACAGUGAGGCUCUUGAUAAAGAAACAGAGGUAGACUCUAUUAAAAAAGAUGCACUUGAGGUGGAGCAUAAGGAGCCUUCUGCCCCAGAAUGCAAUGCAAAGGAGAAUGCAACAUCAGCGGAGGGGAUGGCAUCUGAUGGCGACCAUGAAACAGAAGGUUCAUCAAAAGGGAAGCACAAGUCAAACGAGUCGGCCGUCGGACUCGAGGAGACUGUGGAACUUCCGCCACCUCCGGCUCUCGUGGUUGACCACCAGCGGCUCAAGGCUCUGUUGGAGAAGGUGGUUGUGAAAAGUGAUGGCUUUAGUGUGGAUCAUCUGGAGAGAGUUUACUCCGUGCUCAGCCAGUGUAUUUACCAGCACCGCAGAGACUACGACAAGACCUGUCUGAUAGAGGCGAUGGAGAAGUUGAACAUGUCGAAACAUUCCUGUGAUGAAUAGAGGGCUUUCAGAGAGAAACGUGAUCGGAGAGUCUUUUGAUACAAGAGGGAGAGGCCGGCGUUUUGAGCCAAGUCCUUAACGCAGAGCAGGUCUGGACGCCUCGGUCUCAGAUAACAGCAGGAAGGGGAAAAAAAGGUGCAGACAUUAGAAACAAAGACUUACAGAGGCGACCUUGGUGCUAUCAUCUCAGGUACCUGAAACAGAACCAAACACAAAAACUCCUGGAGGUUUCCUUUUUAAUCGUUUCGUUUUUGUACUUGCUUACAUGCCAAUUGAUCGUUCUUGGUGCUAAUGGGUGCUAUUGUUUUGUUUAGUUUUUUUUCUAUUUUUUUUCGUCUGCUGCUCCUUGUUCUCAUAAAUAAGCAAACAAAACA
This is a messenger RNA of Sinocyclocheilus rhinocerous, 4751 nucleotides long. Its product is annotated as ATPase family AAA domain-containing protein 2-like. Gene Ontology annotation, cellular component: nucleus. Gene Ontology annotation, biological process: transcription initiation-coupled chromatin remodeling; nucleosome assembly; nucleosome disassembly. The transcript is spliced from 26 exons. The coding region runs from base 178 to 4377 and encodes 1399 amino acids. Gene Ontology annotation, molecular function: chromatin binding; histone binding; ATP hydrolysis activity. The record is from RefSeq and is a predicted model, not a curated record. NCBI's taxonomy places the organism in Eukaryota, Metazoa, Chordata, Actinopteri, Cypriniformes, Cyprinidae.